CCCCGCCCCGCCCCACGAGGAGCGGAGCGCGCCGCGCCGCGCCCAGCACCGUGCGCCGGGGUCUCGUCCCCCGCCUCCGCCCGACGCCGCGGAGCGCCCGCCCCGCUCGCGGUGGAGCGGAGCCCCAGAGGGGGACAAAGAGUUUGUAGAAGGCUUAAGUGGACAAGAGACUAAAGAAAACAAGAAAAAUGCCGAAACCAAUCAAUGUCAGAGUAACCACAAUGGAUGCAGAGUUGGAAUUUGCCAUCCAGCCCAAUACAACAGGCAAGCAGCUCUUUGAUCAGGUGGUGAAAACUGUUGGUCUUCGUGAAGUCUGGUUUUUUGGGCUACAGUACGUGGACAGUAAAGGCUACUCAACUUGGCUGAAGCUAAAUAAAAAGGUAACACAGCAAGAUGUAAGGAAAGAAAAUCCUUUGCAGUUUAAGUUUAGAGCCAAGUUUUUUCCAGAGGAUGUAUCUGAAGAAUUAAUUCAGGAAAUAACUCAGAGACUUUUCUUCCUGCAAGUCAAAGAAGCGAUCUUAAAUGAUGAAAUAUAUUGCCCACCAGAAACUGCAGUUCUUCUGGCUUCUUAUGCUGUCCAGUCCAAGUAUGGAGAUUACAGUAAGGAGAUACAUAAACUAGGCUACCUAGCCAAUGACAGACUUCUCCCUCAGCGCGUGUUAGAACAGCACAAACUGACAAAAGAACAGUGGGAAGAAAGAAUACAGAACUGGCAUGAAGAGCACAGGGGAAUGUUAAGGGAAGAUUCUAUGAUGGAAUACCUUAAGAUAGCACAAGACUUGGAAAUGUAUGGAGUCAACUAUUUUGAAAUAAAGAAUAAAAAAGGAACUGAAUUGUGGCUAGGAGUUGAUGCUUUGGGCCUGAAUAUUUAUGAGCAUGAUGAUAAGCUGACACCCAAGAUUGGUUUUCCUUGGAGUGAAAUAAGAAACAUCUCUUUUAAUGACAAAAAAUUUGUCAUAAAGCCAAUUGACAAAAAAGCCCCUGAUUUUGUUUUUUAUGCACCCCGUCUGAGAAUUAACAAGCGAAUUUUGGCACUGUGUAUGGGAAAUCAUGAAUUGUACAUGAGGAGGAGGAAACCUGAUACAAUUGAAGUGCAACAGAUGAAGGCCCAAGCUAGAGAGGAGAAACAUCAGAAACAAUUGGAAAGGGCACAAUUAGAAAAUGAGAAGAAGAAAAGGGAGAUAGCAGAAAAGGAAAAAGAGAGAAUAGAGCGUGAGAAGGAAGAACUAAUGGAACGCUUAAGACAAAUUGAGGAACAAACAAUGAAAGCUCAGAAAGAGCUAGAGGAACAGACUAGAAGAGCUCUAGAACUGGAUCAAGAACGAAAGCGUGCGAAAGAGGAAGCAGAGCGCCUGGAAAAAGAGCGUCGAGCAGCUGAAGAAGCUAAAGCUGCUCUAGCCAAGCAGGCAGCUGAUCAAAUGAAGAACCAGGAGCAGCUAGCAGCAGAACUUGCUGAAUUCACUGCCAAGAUUGCACUUCUAGAGGAGGCCAAGAAAAAGAAAGAAGAGGAAGCCUCAGAAUGGCAGCACAAAGCUUUUGCAGCCCAAGAGGACUUGGAAAAGACUAAAGAAGAACUGAAAUCCGUGAUGUCUGCUCCUCCUCCACCUCCUCCCCCACCAGUUAUUCCUCCAACAGAGAAUGAACAUGAUGAACAUGAUGAGAACAAUGCUGAAGCCAGUGCAGAACUGUCUUCUGAUGGUGUCAUGAAUCACAGGAGUGAGGAAGAACGGGUAACAGAAACACAGAAAAAUGAACGUGUUAAGAAACAGCUCCAGGCUUUAAGUUCUGAGUUGGCUCAAGCCAGAGAUGAAACCAAGAAAACACAAAAUGAUGUCCUUCAUGCUGAGAAUGUUAAAGCAGGCCGUGAUAAGUACAAGACUCUUCGACAAAUCCGACAAGGCAAUACAAAGCAGCGUAUUGAUGAGUUUGAAGCAAUGUGAGAGCUGUUAUUUUGCAUAUAUGUUCCUCGUAAAGCUGAACCACCAACAGAGAAAAAAGCAGGCCUUUGCAGAUUUGAUGGAUUGCACCCCACUUUGCCAAAGCACUUAAUACCAGUUUGACUACAGUGGCUAGAAGACCAGUUUAGGGGAAGCUAUUCAACCGUAAGGCAGUCUGUCAUCCCUAGCUUUUUGGGGGGGAGGGUGUGGAGAAUGAUAGCAGUUUUUUCCCCAUCAUGUUUUCAGUUUCAUUGUUUCAUAUAUUUUUUUUCUUUAGAAACUGAUGUGAAGUAUAUAAUGACUGACAAGUGUAUAUAUUGUUUAAACAUUAAGAAAUAGAAAGAAGAAUGGAACUGAACCUAAACUGGAUAGGUACUAUUUCAGUAUGAAGUUUGAAAUUACGUUUUUCAGUGUAGCUACACCAUUAAGAGUUUGAUAUUGCUGACUUUCAGUUUUGUUUUUUUUUCUCCCAAGUGAAAUUCUUUGGUGUUUCAUGUCCUGUCAUCAUUGAUGGUUUUCUUUGCCUGCCUGUUCACAAAGGUCUGGAUGGCAGGUGGUAGUUCCAGGAAAUAUUUUUAAAUGGAACACUACCUGUGGGCAGCACAUGGCUGCUGAUAGGCUUGAAUAAGUAAUGCUUUUCCUAGGUGAUUCUUUUAGACGCGCAAAAUGUUCUAAUGCAGCAAAGGAAAAAAAAAUACAAAGCUUCAUGUGCUAUUUGCUUGUAAUUAUUUUAUUUGCAGUAGGGAGACCUGGACCUUUCUGGCAAGGGAGCAUAUGAAAACAUCAGUCCCAGGGAGGGGACAGUAUCCUACCUCACUACUAUGUACAUGAUGACUGGUCCUUCAAACACCAUGAAAAAACCUGUUUAAAUUGACUAUCACUACACAGUGAUAUCAUAGAAUGCUAGGAGCCCUUACUCCCAGGAUUUUGUUUUACUUUAAGAUGGAUUUAUAGUGCUAAAUACUGUCUAACUGCCUUUUGUUGAGUUUAAAUUGUAAAAGCAUCUUGCGUGUUUUAAAGCUGUAACCUGUCACUGGUAUACUAUCUCCUGGGAGGGGUGUAGAAUGUGCGUGUCAGUUAGUUUGGUUUUAGGUUUCCAAAUACAAAAUGAAAGUUCCCAGAAUUGGAGUAAAAGUGUUUGUAGCUUCAGUUUUCAGUGAAGCUAGUAUUGUAAUUGUCAUAUCUGAUGUCAGAUCAUUGUUAUUAAGUCCUUUCCCUCUUGAAAAGGAGACCUGCUUUUUUGAGAAAUUUGCUUAGAAAUUGAACUUUAGAAAUAACUUUACAGUUAAUGGAAUAACUGCAGUUAUUCCUUCUGUUAUAGUACCCUAGUAAAUAUCUACAGUGGAAGAACCCUGCUUUCUCUGAGGAUGGUUCAGCUCUUUUCUGUUUGAUAUUAUGCACUCAUAAAUUUACACUUAUCUAUUAAAAUUUGCCAUUUUAUUAAACAUUUUUUUCAUGCACAAUAGGUUUAAAUUUCUUAUGAACAGUCCAACUAAAUUUUUUUUUUAUUUUGCGGAGUUAAAGGUUGGCUAUGUGGGGUGACAUCAUGAAAAUAAAAUAAAGAUACAUUAAUAUAUUUUUGGUUUGUGGGGCUAAACAUAUCUGGUUGACCUUGAAGACUGAUGUGCAGAUGGUGUGCACAUGCUUCAAAACGCUGCUUGGUGGAAGUUGGUGUUUCUACUUGCAGUGCACUGUAAGAACAGUUUUUGUUUCACAGGCUUCAUACACCGAAGCUUAAGCAAAUUUCUGAAGUAUUCAAACAGUUUGCCACAGCAGGUGAAAUACUGUGCUUCCAGUGAGUUUUCAUUUUUCCCUGGAAAGUGUGCACUAACACUGAUACAUCAGUUUCAGUGUUGGGAAAAAAUACCAGUAAAGUUUGCUGUUCAUAAAUCUACAAUAUAUAGAGUAGGGCUAAAUGGAUUAGAUCCAUUUAUAAAGCUGUGUGAUUAUUUUUUUUUUUUUUUUCCUAAACAACCAGGAACAACCAUUUGUAAUAUGAAUUUUCACAAUGAACAAAGUGGUAAUAGCUGCUGUCACCAGCAGUUGGGAACACUUACUGGUGCGGAAAUACUAAGAAUACAUUUAGUGAUUACUUGGUGAAGUAAUUUUCCACAUGCUUUUUCCUUUAGCAUCAUGUUUUGUGUUGUACAAUUAAGCUACAAUUACAUCUACUAUUUUGGAUAACAUUCAUUGGUUAACAAUAAAGAGAUACAGUUAAUUUCUCUGAG
Gymnogyps californianus (California condor) is the source of this 4165-nucleotide messenger RNA. It is a transcript of the gene RDX, whose product is annotated as radixin. The transcript has 14 exons. Bases 189 to 1940 code for a protein of 583 amino acids. Gene Ontology annotation, cellular component: plasma membrane; cytoskeleton; filopodium. Lineage: Eukaryota; Metazoa; Chordata; Aves; Accipitriformes; Cathartidae. The record is from RefSeq and is a predicted model, not a curated record. Gene Ontology annotation, biological process: positive regulation of protein localization to early endosome; regulation of organelle assembly; positive regulation of early endosome to late endosome transport. Gene Ontology annotation, molecular function: actin binding; cell adhesion molecule binding.